AGAAAGAGAGAAACAGGAGGGAGAAAGACUGAGAGAGAGGAGAGAGAGAGAGAGAGGGGCCAAAAGCAAAGCACUGGGCCUGAGAGGGAAAGAACAGAGGGAGGGAGAGAGACAGAGAGAAGAGAAAGAAAGAAACAAGGAGAGAGUUUAGAGAGAGACACAGAGAGAGAGAUCAGGGCAGAAAUCAUCGAGUUAAAAAACCCAAAAAAGAACAAAAAUGUCGGAGCGAGAGAUAUCCCAAGCUCUCCACUCCCUCCUCCACGACUAUUCCACUUCCCAGUACCAAUCCUCCGCCGCCGGCCCUCUCACCUCCAUGGCCGCCGUCGUCCACCACCUCCAGUCCAAGCUCGGCGUCGACCUCUCCCCCAAGCUCGACUUCAUCCGAUCCCAGCUCCAGCAACUCCUCUUCCAGCAACCUCACCCACCGCCGCCGCCGCCGCAGCACCACCAGCAGCAACAACCCUUUCCUCCUCCGCCGCCGUCUUACAAAGACCGUUAUGCCCCCCACCAAACGACCCCCAAUUUCCUCCUCUCUUCCGGCUACCCUCCGACGCACCAAACCCCCAAUUUCUUGCUCUCUUCCGGCUACCCACCGCCGCCUCACCAGCACCAGCACCAGCACCAACAACCCUUUCCUCCGCCCUCUUACAAUGACCGUUAUGCCCCUCAACAAACCCCCAACUUCUUCCUCUCUUCCGGCUUCCCUCCAUCUCACUCCCCCGGCUCCUUCAAUUUGGAAUCCCCUGCACCUGCUGGUGCUCCCCUCGAGUCUCCUAAGGAGAGUAAUAAGGGUAAGAGGAAAGGCGGGGCGGGUGGUUUGAACAAGCUCUGUGGGGUGUCGCCGGAACUUCAAGUUGUGGUCGGCCAUUCUACUCUUCCUAGGACUGAGAUUGUUAAGCAGUUAUGGGUAUACAUAAGAAAGCACAACCUGCAAGACCCGAGCAACAAAAGGAAGAUUAUCUGCGACGAUGCACUGCGUGUGGUGUUUGAGACUGACUGCACUGAUAUGUUCAAGAUGAACAAGUUGCUCUCUAAACAUAUCCUUCGUCUUGAUCCCGCCAGCGAGGCCAGUUCUAAGAAGCCAAAGGUAGAGGAUGAAGAACAGGAUACACAGGCUGCUCCGGCACCUGAACCUGCACCUGCACCUGAACCUGCUCCUGCACCUACUCCUGCAGAGAUAGAGGAUGAAGACAAGGAGUCUCAAGACACACAGGAUGCUGCUGCUCCUUCUGUGGGGAUAUCUGAAGAACUUGCAAACUUUUUCGGUGUUGGUGAGAGGGUGAUGCUCCAGUCAGAGAUUUGCACCCGCCUUUGGGAAUACAUCAACGCCAACAAUUUGGAGGAUCUUGUUAAUCCAACUGUGAUUGUAUGCGACUCGAAGCUUCAAGAGCUCUUUGGCUGUCAAAGUUUCCCAGCUGCAAAGUUAAUGGAAGUUCUAUCCCGUCAGCAUAUAUUUAGGGCUUGAGCAUCUGCAAAUGGCGGGUUGCUUGCUGCUAAUUGAAUGACUGGUUAGUAGAUGUUAGUCUAAGUAUUAAUGAUCAGGCACUCCCUCCACCUUCCUUAACCAUGACGACUGACGGUUAACCUUUUGUGGAUAUAGUUAGCUGUUUAUUCAUCCCUUUGCAAAGAUGGAAAUAGUAAUCUGAAGCUUUCACCCUUAGAUUUUGAAGUUGGGAGGAUAUCUCAUCUCAUCUUAGUGUUGUUAUUUGGGUUUCUCUUAUCAUGUAAGGCAGUUUGCAGGCAUAUGAUUUGUAUGUAGGUAGCUUCGUUGGUCUUGUUGGGCCUGCUGCUAUGACUCCUUGCUUUUGUUAAUUUGUAGGUUGGGGAAUAUUAACUUGGCUAGCUAGAUGCUGUACUGAAAAACUGAUGCACUUUAAUCUCAGCAAAACAGUUAUUCGUGGUAGUGUAGUGACAUUGGCUUUUGCUCUCUGUAAGCGCCUUUUCUCCUUCGUAUGUACAGUUGUGUGUUUAUUUCGAUAAGUUCAUCAGAUUAGUGACACCGA
Linum tenue is the source of this 2003-nucleotide messenger RNA. The record is from the annotation of a GenBank genome assembly. Lineage: Eukaryota; Viridiplantae; Streptophyta; Magnoliopsida; Malpighiales; Linaceae.